AUUCCCUUCAUUGACCUUUGAAUUUUCUCUUUCUUUUCCACUUUUAGUCAGAAAUGGCUCACGCUCCCAGAAACAGCUUCAUCGCUCCUGGCGUCAGCCGCUACAGUCGCUCUGCUGUCUAUGCCAAGAAGGCAUUGCACAAGCACCCCAAGCCUGCUGUCAAGGCUGCUGACAAGUCUGCUGCUGCUGACAAGACUGUUGAACUUAAGGGUGGUCAAAAGCGUGUUGUCCCUGCCAACAAGGCUAGCCGCUUCUACCCCGCUGAGGAUGUUCCCCAGCCCAAGAAGUCUCGCAAGGCCCCCAAGGCUGCUUCCGUUCGCAGCAGCAUCACCCCCGGAACUGUCCUUAUCCUUCUCGCUGGUCGUUUCCGUGGUAAGCGUGUUGUUUGCGUCAAGAACCUUGAGUCUGGUCUCUUGUUGGUCUCCGGCCCCUACAAGAUCAACGGUGUCCCAUUGAGACGUGUCAACCAGGCUUAUGUCAUUGCCACCUCCACCAAGGUUGAUCUUUCCGCUGCUCAGAUUGAUGAGAAGUUCAACGAUGCCUACUUCACCAAGAAGACUGUCAGCAACAAGAAGGGUUCUGAAGAGGAAUUCUUUGAGGGUGAGCAAAAGAAGAAGGUCUACCCCGAGACCAAGGCCAACGACCAAAAGAACGUUGACAAGGCUCUCCUUGAAGCCGUCUCCAAGGUCCCCCACCUCCGCCAAUAUCUUGCCUCCACCUUCAGCCUCAAGAAGGGUCAAUUCCCCCAUCAACUUAAGUUCUAAGUUAGACGGUGACGGCGCUGUUCUUGUUUUUCUUUCUUCCCAACACAUUUGUGUUUGUCCGACGUGUGUUGUAACCAAAAAUCGGGCAAAUCAAUAAAACAUAAAAAGGUUAUGAGAAGGGUGUUUGUGAGACUGGAAGAAUAUGACGGCAAGGAGGGUUUCAAAAUAUGAUAAAGUCAUGCAGCACACAGCAUGUUAAAUAACGAUACCGAGAUCUAUUCAACCAUAUACUCAUCAAGCACUGGAUAAACAAGGUUUUAGACAAAAUAUGUAUUAACAGUUGUACGCAAACAAUCGUUCGCAUCAUGUACGGAAAAAAUCAUUGGUCAUGCAGUGG
Molecule: messenger RNA, 1101 nt
Organism: Umbelopsis ramanniana AG
Lineage: Eukaryota; Fungi; Mucoromycota; Umbelopsidomycetes; Umbelopsidales; Umbelopsidaceae
Exons: 3
Coding region: 54-764 (236 amino acids)
Biological process (GO): cytoplasmic translation; ribosomal large subunit assembly
Cellular component (GO): cytosolic large ribosomal subunit; ribosome
Molecular function (GO): structural constituent of ribosome; RNA binding
Source: RefSeq, a predicted model, not a curated record